Parnassius mnemosyne (clouded apollo) is the source of this 1314-nucleotide messenger RNA. NCBI's taxonomy places the organism in Eukaryota, Metazoa, Arthropoda, Insecta, Lepidoptera, Papilionidae. The record is from the annotation of a GenBank genome assembly.
UUGCGCCGUAAAGUGACUUCCACACUUGCAUCAGCUCAUAUGGUUUUGCGAAAGUGGAAGUCGAAUGAAUCUCAACUGGUUAGUGAAAAUGAUAUUUCUCCGCUUGAUUUGAAUAUUGGUGGCUUUGAACCGACUAAAACUUUAGGCCUUGGUUGGCAAUCACAUACUGACCAACUUUGUUUCCCUAUAGGAGGGCUAUUCUCAGGUAGAACAAAGCGUGAUAUGUUAUCUGUGAUUUCUCAGAUUUUUGAUCCACUAGGACUUCUAUCUCCCUGUGUAAUUAAGAUGAAAAUGCUUCUUCAACAGUUGUGGCUGCUCAAGCUGUCAUGGGAUGAGCAGUUGACGCCAGAAAUCAGCAAGAUGUGGGCUGAGAUAAUAGUCGAUUUACCUAAAUUAAAUACUCUACGUAUUCCACGUCGUGUUAUUUGUGACUCGCCUAGUUUGUUUGAAUUUCAUAUUUUCUCGGACGCUUCUGAGCGAGCAUAUGGCGCCUGUUUAUAUGUGCGUAGUGUUAAUGAUCAGGGUGAGGUUUUAAUUCAAUUAUUGAUGGCGAAAAGUCGUGUCGCGCCGCUUAAACCUAUAACAAUCCCAAGACUGGAACUUUGUGGUGCACUUGUUGGAGCUCGCCUUUACCAAAAGGUUGUAGCAUCGCUGAGACAACAGGCUAAGCGCACUUUCUUUUGGACAGAUUCGUCCAUCGUGUUAGGAUGGUUAAAGGUGUUACCUAGCAAGCUACAACCCUUUGUCAGAAAUAGGGUUGCUGAAAUAUUAGAGAAGACUGGAAAUUGCGAGUGGAGGCAUGUCCCAACAGAGUACAAUCCGGCAGACGCGGCUUCACGCGGAAUGCUUCCCGCCAAUUUUUUACAUCACAGCAUAUGGUUCCGCGGUCCUCACUUCUUAAAAAAGGAUGAGGCUACUUGGCCUGUUUUCAAAGCUACUCAGACACAAGAAGAAAAACGUGAACCGUUAACAGCUAUCCCCGACGUUUCACUUGUGGAUGAAAAUCCGGGUAGAUUAUUCAGGUGGCGUUUGAUACAACAAUCGGUUCAACAUUUCUGGAAAAAGUGGAGCUUAGAGUAUUUGCAUGAAAUUCAACAACGUGGCAAAUGGUUCACCAAUCGUGGAAAUCCGGUCCGUGAAGGCAUGAUUGUGGUAGUAUGCGAUGAUAACCUUCCACCUUUACAAUGGCGACUUGCGCGUGUACACCAUCUGCAUCCAGGUUCUGAUGGGAUUACGCGUGUUGUAACUCUCCAAAUUGGGAAAACAUAUUUGAAGCGACCAGUUAAUAAAAUUUGUCCACUUCCUAUAGAAUAA